Messenger RNA from Folsomia candida, 1272 nucleotides. RefSeq lists its product as uncharacterized. Bases 158 to 1024 code for a protein of 288 amino acids. The record is from RefSeq and is a predicted model, not a curated record. NCBI's taxonomy places the organism in Eukaryota, Metazoa, Arthropoda, Collembola, Entomobryomorpha, Isotomidae. The transcript is spliced from 3 exons.
UCACACUUUUUGCUUUCAGAGGGGGUACUACCAUAUAUCCAAAGGACAUCAAGAUCUGUCAUUAUCAGGUUGGCGUACUCUCCUCCUGAGUGGUUAUGCCUUUAUCUUUGAAGUUAAAAUUCUGGAGGUUUGAUAUUUAGUUUAGAAUAUUCUCAAAAUGGUUUUACUCUAUUUCCUCGUGCAAAAUAAUAAUUUGAUAUUACUCCAAAAAAUUUUGACAAUAACUUUACUACCAUUUUGUGCUACCUUAUCCACCACAAAUUCCAAGAAUAAUAGAUUUGAUCUGCAAUCAUUUCUCGACCCCCAAAUUAUCCAAUCAGUCAUACCACUCCCAGUCUCAUUUCCAAAUUCUCAUGUACAAAAACCAGUCGCAGUUAUAGAACCACCAAAUCAGCAAAGUUUUGCUGGUUCCAUUCGCCAACUCAGCCUAGCCCCCACGACAGCGUUUAUCUCGCGAAGGUCUUUCAACACCUCAUGUGCCUUCACAAUACCUCUCUUUACUUUUACCCUUACCCAAAGUGCACCGUUCAAUGAAGACAAUUCAGUCAACAUUGCCAACCAGAUGGUUUACUUUUUAUUUGCUGUCCUGUACUCAACGGCGUCCUUUGUCGUUCCCGUUGUAUUUUCUGGGAUCAGGGAUCCCACCAUCACGGGGAGAAGUCAAGGAGAAGCCAACUCGGAAGCAUUGCUCGACAGACUUCUCGCCCCUCAACCUUUAGUGGAUUUCAUGGGGACGAAGGGUCUUCAGAGGGUGGGGCUCGACGGGAGAAAAUGUCUUCUCAAAACCAUUUGUGUGGCCAACAGAAGUAACAAAUAUGGACUUCUGGGACUUCCAUUUCAAAUCUUUUUCCCACCGCCUUCGAAUGGAACGCUAGAAUCAGUGUCGUCCGCGGCACAGAUUGCGGCAAGGAUGGGGGUUUAUCAAAAAGAAAAGGAUUGUGGAGAGGUUUAUCCUUGUUUGUUGGACGUAUUGGAUGUAUUGGUGUAUUUGAGGGAUAGAUAUUAUCUAAAUUCGCCCAGUUAAGCAUGCACGUAGGUAAAUCCAAUUAAAGUUUGCUAAAUAAAAACGUAUUCAAUUUAACAAGACUUUUCUUGGGAAUAACUAGUUGCAAGUUUAUUCACGAGUCACAUCACCACAACAAAUAUAGACACCAAAUCGUAAUACCCACCAAAAAAAUAAAAUCGUGCUUGUUUUUCGUAAUUACAUAAUUUUCGAAUAAUAUAUAUCAGGUACCAUUAAAUUAUAAAUUAAGUUGGGUGGGAAAUAAUAAA